GUCGCUAGCUGUAGAGAGCUGCCAGGUCUGUGUAGUUACGACGCUAUUAAUUAGCUCAUAGUUUUCGGCUCGGGCUCCUCUGUGGUAGUUUUUUUUUUUUUUUAAAUCUUUAAACAAAGUUUUAAGGUUAAAAAACAAAACAAAACAUGGUUUCCUGUUCGUUAUUUGAUGUGCUGUAACAUUAGGAGUGAAGAGUUAAACUUGUAACGAGUGGCUCCAUUGGCGUAGACGUCAUUAUUAACUUCCCAUAUUAUGCAAAUUAUAAGUUCUCUUCUGAUGCAAAUGUAGAGCCAGAUAUUUUUUAAAGUAAUCCAUAUAUGCUCUAAAACAGUACUGCAACUUAAAGAUUCCACGUAUUUUGAAUCUUACUGUUACGUAAAUAAGGUUAUAUGAAUUUAUGUACGUAUAAAUAAUAAAACUAUUGAGGCUAAAAAAAAAGUUACUGUUGAAUUAGUGUAUAUACACUACUUCUGCAGUAACUUAUUUGCUUAAAAGGGAUUUAAAGCCUUUUAAUAUUUUUUUUCAGACUGUGUUUGGAUUGCCCUUAAUUAUUGCUUAGUGAAACUUGUCAGUCUGGUCAGUAAUUAUUCAGGCAUACUGGUGUGGUACAGGUUUCCCGGCUUUCCUAAAAACUACUCUUUCAAAAUGCAGCUUAUUGAGAAUAGGAUCUCCAUGAAGAUUUACUUGAAAAAGCUACUUUGGGACAAACAGACUUCAGACCCAUGACAGCUGUGUCCGUGAUGUUCCUGAAGGCUGCGGCAUGGACCGAAACAUUGGUGAUCCGCUGAACAAAGCCUACGAAGCCUACCGCAACAUCUCGAUUGAGAAUGAAAAUGCCAAAAAGCUACUACAGGAGAAGACAGAGCAGUUUCAAAGGUAUACACAGCAGCUGGAGAAAAAGAUAGAAGACCAAGAGCGAGAGAUUUCAGAGCUCAAAGCACAAUUAAAUUCAAUAAAGCAUGCUUCAGGGGAAGUGAAAUGUUGCGAGACUGCACACCGAAAACAGGAAACAGAAAGGUUGUCACCUAGUAUUCCGUGGCCUAGCAACUCCCCCACUUCCCACAGGACUAACUAUACCCUGAAAGAAUCCCUGGGGUGUCCACCGAUGUGUCCCCGUCCAGUACCUGGUGUUAGUGGCGAGAAAUCUGAGGAUUUUCUAGACGCAUUUCAGGAAAUGCAGGGGACUUUCCAGAGGAUUCAGAUUCUUACAAGACGGCAGAAAGAUCAUCUGAAAAGAAUACACAAAGGAAAUGAUGCUGCCAGUGCAGAGCAACAGUUUUCCAUGCCCAUUCAGUGCACAGACGACACCGGCGAACAAGUUGAAGAGCCCUUUGCAUCCUCUUCAAGGCCAGAGGUCGAUGAAGGCUUGACCUCAGGCGCACUAGCGUCGCAUGGUGCCAGUCCGGAGGACGGUGACUUUAUGGACGAUAUUAAGUUCCCGCCACCCACAGAUAGCGAAUAUGAAUUUUUGCACAGUGCUCCAGACAGGAAUGUGCCACUCCCAGUGCCCAGGAAAGACCUGUCAGAACCCAUUUCCACAGUGUUGGAGGAGUCCUACUCCUCAUACUCUGUCUCCACUCCACCAUCACACCUGCUGCCUGCAUCCGCAUCACACGAAGGAGUCCGGGGACCACAACAGCCACUGUGGAGCCCUGAACUGAUCCCUGCUAUUGCAUCGGAAACAUCAAGCAUGGGGUCUGCUCACUGUACUUUUUGCAAGGCUACUGUUCCCAAUGACCUCAUGUACAGCCACCUCAAUUCACACUUCCAGGACAAAGCGGGUGAUUGACAGAGCCAGACCCAGGAGCUGCUUACAAGCCGAUGUCUUCCCUUAUUCAUGGCUUUGUUGCCUGUCCUCUAUGCACAAUGAGCUCGGCACACGGCGGCCACAGUGGCUUUUCAUUCAGAGCUUGGUGGGAGGGGAGGUCUCCAUGCUCAUUUAUUUAAAUUGUAAGAACUUGAACGGUACGUUUUGUGGUAUUAACAACUCAAUUAAUCAGUCUGGUUUUGAUGUGUUGGACUUUUGAAUGUGUUGUCUGUGUAAUAAAGAAAUGCUUCCAUUUUAUAA
Molecule: messenger RNA, 2068 nt
Organism: Pangasianodon hypophthalmus (striped catfish)
Lineage: Eukaryota; Metazoa; Chordata; Actinopteri; Siluriformes; Pangasiidae
Gene: tank
Product: TRAF family member-associated NFKB activator
Exons: 8
Coding region: 761-1789 (342 amino acids)
Biological process (GO): canonical NF-kappaB signal transduction
Source: RefSeq, a predicted model, not a curated record